Dermatophagoides farinae (American house dust mite) is the source of this 2588-nucleotide messenger RNA. It is a transcript of the gene P5CS, whose product is annotated as Delta[1]-pyrroline-5-carboxylate synthase. Gene Ontology annotation, cellular component: cytoplasm; mitochondrion. The record is from RefSeq and is a predicted model, not a curated record. NCBI's taxonomy places the organism in Eukaryota, Metazoa, Arthropoda, Arachnida, Sarcoptiformes, Pyroglyphidae. Gene Ontology annotation, molecular function: glutamate-5-semialdehyde dehydrogenase (NADP+) activity; ATP binding; glutamate 5-kinase activity.
AAAUAAUUAAGAGAAUUCAACAACGAAAUAAAAACAAAUGGCUCCAAGAAUUAUUUGUCAGAAAAAUCUAUGGAAUCAUUAUCGUUAUAUACGACAAUUGUAUUCGACAAAAAAUCCGAAUCUUCGUCAAUAUAUUCGCAAAACCUCAUCAUUAUCUUCAACAACGAUUAACGGUCAAUCAACACAGCUACAAUCGACGGUGACAAAUAAUGGACACUCAACGACAGCCAAUAUUGUACGAGAAUCAUUUGCAAAUCGUAGUGAAUUACGACGAGCACAACGUGUUAUAAUAAAAUUAGGUUCGGCUGUUAUAACACGUGAUGAUGAAUGUGGUCUAGCACUCGGAAGAUUAGCAUCAAUCGUUGAACAAGUAUCUGAAUUACAUAAAGAAGGUCGUGAUGUACUUAUGGUUACAAGUGGGGCGGUUGCAUUCGGUAAACAAAAAUUAGCAUCCGAAUUACGAAUGUCAAUGUCAAUGCGUGAAACAUUAUCACGUGCAAAUGAUCAUCUUCAAGCACGUGGUUUGACAUUAUUAGAACCACGUGCAGCUGCUGCUGUUGGUCAAUCCGGUUUAAUGGCAUUAUAUGAUGCUAUGUUUGCACAAUAUGGUAUAACUAUUGCACAAAUCUUAAUUAACAAAACAGAUUUUGGUAAUCCAACAUCACGUCAGAAUCUUGCAUCUACUGUGUUUGAAUUACUUAAAUUCGAUAUUAUACCAAUAAUCAAUACAAAUGAUGCUGUCGUUUCACCGGCAUUGCCUGAUGUAGACCUUGAAGGUGUUAUCAGUGUAAACGAUAAUGAUAUUCUUGCCGCACAUCUAGCUGUCGAAGUAAAUUCCGAUGCAUUAUUCUUAUUAUCCGAUGUAAAUGGUAUUUAUACGAAACCACCAAGUCAAGAUGGAGCACGAUUAUUGCAUACAUAUGAUCCAAGUAUAUCUCAAAGUAUAACAUUUGGUGAAGGAUCACGUGUAGGUACCGGUGGUAUGGAAUCCAAAGUCAAUUCAGCUGUAUGGGCAUUAAAUCGUGGUGUAUCCGUUGUCAUUUGUAAUGGUAUGCAGGAUGAUGCCAUUGCCAAUAUAAUGGCCGGUAAACGUGUUGGAACCUUUUUUACACAGAUACCGGAACAGAUUGAAUCUACACAGGCAAUGAUUCAGAAUGCGCGACAAAGUAGCCGUUUAUUACAAAAAUUAAAUGGCCAUGAACGUGGUGCCAUCAUUCAUAAAUUAGCAAAUUUAUUGGAAGAACGAUCAAAAUCGAUAUUAGAAUCGAAUGAACGCGAUAUGAUCAAGGCUCGUGCAUCAGAUUUGGCUAAACCAUUGCUUGAUCGUUUAGCAUUGACUGAAUCGAAAUUAAAAUCCUUAUCCACUGGUUUAAGACAAAUAGCCGAUAGUUCAGAAACAGUGUUAGGUCGUAUACGAAGACGUACACGUAUUUCAAAUGGUCUUGAUCUUUGCCAGAUAACCGUACCAUUAGGAGUAUUGUUGGUCAUUUUUGAAUCACGUCCUGAUUGUCUACCACAAAUUGCUGCUUUAUCCAUUGCAAGUGGAAAUGGUCUAUUGGCUAAAGGUGGUAAAGAAGCGCAGGAAACAAAUCAAACAUUACAUCAAUUAAUACAGGAAGCCUUAUCAUCGAUUUCGGAUGGUGUUCGAAAUGCUGUGAAUUUGGUUGGAACACGCGAAGAUGUUGCCGAAUUAAUUCAAGCUGAUUAUGGCAUUGAUUUGAUUAUACCACGUGGUUCAAGUGAAUUAGUUCGUUCAAUACAGGAACAAAGUCAACAUGUACCAGUGCUUGGUCAUUCGGAAGGUGUUUGUCAUAUAUAUGUUGACGAUCGUGCCGAUAUGGAAAAAGCCAUUCGAAUUGUUCGUGAUUCAAAAUGUGAUUAUCCAUCCGCUUGUAAUGCCGUCGAAACAUUGUUGAUUCAUCGUGAUCUUGUUGAUCAUGAUGAUUUUUUCGUACGACUUUGUAAUUCAUUGAAACAAGAAUCGGUAAAAUUAUAUUCUGGCCCUCGUUUACAUCAAUUAUUGACAUUUGGACCGCCCAAAGCAAAAAAUCUUACAACCGAAUAUGGUGGCCUAGAGAUGGCUAUCGAAAUUGUUGAUGAUUAUCUUCAAGCAAUCGAUCAUAUUAAUUUUCAUGGUAGUGGCCAUACUGAAUGUAUUGUUACCAAUGAUGAAAAUCGUGCAAAAGAAUUUUUACGAGAUGUCGAUUCAGCUUGUGUAUUCCAUAAUUGUUCAACAAGAUUUGCCGAUGGUUAUCGUUUUGGUUUGGGUGCUGAAGUCGGUAUAUCAACGGGUCGUAUACAUGCUCGUGGUCCUGUUGGUAUUGAAGGAUUAUUAACAACUAAAUGGCAAUUGAUUGGACAAGGCCAUGUCGUACAGGAUUUUGAAAAAGAUGGCUUCUGUCAAUAUGAACAUAUCUCGAUCCCGGUCGAACCGGAAACAAAACAACAACAACAAAAUUCAAACAAAUUGAAUGAUGAAAUCGAUUCCUAAAGUCACAUAAAUCUUGAAAUGACAUUUUCUUAUUAUCUUUUUUUAUCAUUAUGUUCAUUGAUUAUUUCUUCUAUUAAAAUUGCUGUAACUGUGCGAA